Melampsora larici-populina 98AG31 is the source of this 447-nucleotide messenger RNA. RefSeq lists its product as uncharacterized. The transcript has 2 exons. The record is from RefSeq and is a predicted model, not a curated record. Lineage: Eukaryota; Fungi; Basidiomycota; Pucciniomycetes; Pucciniales; Melampsoraceae. The coding region runs from base 1 to 447 and encodes 148 amino acids.
AUGAAGACUUGUAAGAGGACAUUAUUUCUGAAAAGCGUGAACAAAGGCAAUACAAUGGGGGUACCGAGUAGUAUACGACUGAGCAGAAAACGCCGUGCUCAUGAAGAGUUGCCAAAUGAUAAUCCAUGCACUUCGGUAUUCACGCGCACAGGCACGGGCGUUUUGGGAACAACAGCUGGCGCCACUACCAACUACCGCGAAACAUCAGCUAUGUGCGGCAACACAACAUCAUUUUCUGGAACAUCAUGGCUUGACAGCCAUGGAAGGUUUCUGCGAUACCCUAUCCUUGAUCGCCACUUGGACAACCUUCACCAUCUUGUUUGCACUUUUGACGCAUUUUUGGUUCCUGCCGACUUUGAGAAUGUUGUCAUCGGAAGCUCGAGCUUUCAGGCAAGCCUUCAAGGAUUAGCAUGUUUAUUGUCUUGCAGAAGUAUCUUUGGAAGGUGA